Molecule: messenger RNA, 1893 nt
Organism: Penicillium arizonense
Lineage: Eukaryota; Fungi; Ascomycota; Eurotiomycetes; Eurotiales; Aspergillaceae
Product: putative proline--tRNA ligase AIM10
Exons: 7
Coding region: 1-1893 (630 amino acids)
Biological process (GO): prolyl-tRNA aminoacylation
Cellular component (GO): cytoplasm; mitochondrion
Molecular function (GO): proline-tRNA ligase activity; ATP binding
Source: RefSeq, a predicted model, not a curated record
AUGAUUUCUGGGCUGCGACCCAGUCUUGCGCGUAUCUCGUCGCGCCGGCUGGCGUUGAGCCUCCGCGUCCAGCAAUGCCAUCUUCACAUUGAUGGCCGUAGCCGCGUGUCGAAUUUCUGGAUUCCUACCGGUGGUAUCUCGAAGAAAUCCGUCGACGGAGAAAAAGAGGAUGCCAAUGACCUCCUCGUUAGAGGUGGCUUUCUUCGACAAGCGUACUCUGGAGUGUUUCACAUGCUUCCGCUUGGGUUACGUGUCCAGGACAAGCUAGAAGGUCUAAUUGACAAGCAUAUGCGCUCACUAGGCGCCUCCAAGGUCUCGCUUUCUUCAAUAUCCUCUCAGGAACUUUGGGAACAGUCUGGCAGAUUGACCGAGGGAUCAGAACUAUUUCGGUUUAACGACCGGAAAGAUACUCGUUUUCUCCUAGCUCCAACUCACGAGGAGGAGAUCACCUCCCUUGUUGGGCAUCUGACAACGUCAUACAAGAGCCUGCCAUUGCGAGUAUAUCAGAUUUCCCGAAAGUACAGAGAUGAAGCUCGGCCGAGACAAGGCCUGCUCCGUGGGCGAGAGUUCAUCAUGAAAGAUCUCUAUACAUUUGACUACAGUGUCAGCGAGGCAUUGAAAACAUACAAUGCAGUAAAGCAGGCCUACACAAGGCUUUUCGACGAACUUAAGAUCCCCUAUCUGGUUGCUGCAGCAGAUUCCGGGAACAUGGGCGGCUCAUUAAGCCACGAAUACCAUUUUAUCAGCCCCAAGGGCGAAGACGAUGUGGUCAGUUGCUCACACUGUGACCAUGUGUAUAAUGAAGAGCUUGCCGAUGGUAAGACGCACAACUUCGAAGACACGGAGCAGAACAGGAUAUCUGGAUUCCAGACCGGUGAUGCCGAAAUCGAGGGCGGGUCGACAAUUUCAACUGGCAUGUGGAUGGCCAUUUCCCACGACAGCAACACUAUUGUACGGGGCUGGUACCCCAAAUUCUCAAUGCAAAAUGGCGCCACGGAGCCCGUUGAGCGCCAUGUCAACUCGCAUGCGGUCAAGGCCAUCGCGACCGCCGCUGGCAUUGACCUCGAUCUCAGUGUGGAGAACCCGCUGCAGAAGUGGAGUGCUCAUGUCAAAAAGAACAAAUCCUCAACAAACAAGCCACGUGUCUUGGAUUUGUACGACUCGCAAGUUAGGGUAUACCAACGUCCACCGCUAAGCGACCUUCUCCAGCAAGCUGGGUGCACGGCCGAUGACAUUGAGUACUCAAAGCUGGACCGGUUUCCCGACACCUCGAACAAGCUUAGUCUCGUCCGUGUCCAUGACGGAGACCAUUGCUCCCAAUGCGCGCAUGGAUCAUUGACUAGCCACUCUGCUGUCGAGCUAGGACACACCUUCCACCUCGGAACAAGAUACAGUGAAGUCCUCAAUGCGUCCGUAUCAGUAAAUUCAGCUCUCCUCGAGGGGCCUUCUGAGUCUGGUACGAAGCCUUCUGCCAAGGAACAAAUUGUACCUAUGCAAAUGGGAUGUCAUGGAAUCGGUGUCUCGCGUAUGAUUUCUGCCGUUGCGAACAGACUCGCAGACUCCAGGGGACUUAAUUGGCCGCGUGUCAUUGCUCCUUACGAGGUGGUCGUGGUCCCAGGAAAGGGCAUGGAAAGCGUUGCUGAUCAGGUAUAUGAUUCCCUUACUGCAGACCCGUCCGCACCUGUCGAUGUCAUCCUCGAUGAUCGCGAUAAAGGUAUGGGCUGGAAGCUUGGUGAUGCGGAUCUGAUCGGAUACCCUAUCAUUGUGGUUGUUGGCAAGGGGUGGAAGAAGAAACAAACCCUUGAGGUGCAGUGCCGCCGGUUAGACGUCAAGGAGGAUGUGCCGCUGGACAAUCUGCGCACGUUUGUCGAAUCUUUGUUGACGCAGCUGUGA